AAACUUGGUGUUGAUGUUUCGGACAAAGAGGAUGCGUACGAACCCCUUGCUUGGUCUAAUUUUUUUAACAUUCGUGACGAUAUUGCACUUGAAAGUGGGACAUUUCGAAUAUAUAGAAGAGGUGUCGAGGGUCCUCUUUUAUUUUUUAUUCAUGGUGGAGGCUUCUCAGGGUUAUCUUGGGCUCUCUUAAGCGUAUUUUUUGUUAUAUCCUUAAUUACUGAAGAAGUAAAAUGUCAAUGUCUGGCAGUAGAUAUGCGAGGGCACGGUGAUACAAACUGUCACGAUGAAAACGAUUUCUCUAUUAAUACUCUCGCGACCGAUGUAAUUGAAAUUAUUUUUGCGAUGUAUCCCACAGAGGCACCCCCAAUUAUAUUGGUUGGUCACAGUAUGGGAGGAGCGGUUGCGGUUCACGUAGCUAGUAAACGAAUUGUCCCAUCACUUGCGGGCGUGGUUGUCAUUGACGUCGUGGAAGGUAUAAAUAACUCUCGAUUAUUUUAUCCUAAUGGAGAGAUAAAUUCUAAUUUUGGGUUAUUUUCUUCUGAUAGGAUCCGCUCUUGA
Molecule: messenger RNA, 558 nt
Organism: Protopolystoma xenopodis
Lineage: Eukaryota; Metazoa; Platyhelminthes; Monogenea; Polystomatidea; Polystomatidae
Source: the annotation of a GenBank genome assembly